Molecule: messenger RNA, 497 nt
Organism: Trachymyrmex septentrionalis
Lineage: Eukaryota; Metazoa; Arthropoda; Insecta; Hymenoptera; Formicidae
Product: histone-lysine N-methyltransferase SETMAR-like
Exons: 2
Coding region: 174-497 (107 amino acids)
Source: RefSeq, a predicted model, not a curated record
CCAUAUAUUCGUUCGCUUUUUGUUAGUAGUGCAAAUUUUUUCCGAAUAUCUCCGGUUCUGGUUGCCUAAUCGGGCAAUCCAAAUAUGUUUUGGAAAGGUGACAGUCCGCUCUUUUCAUCUGUCAAAUUUGGUUUCAUUGGCAUUAGUUUUGUUUGUGCUAUAGACCUGUGAACAUGUCGGAGAAUAAGGUGCAUUUUCGGCACAUUUUGCUUUAUUACUUCAAGAAAGGCAAGCGAGCUGCGGAGGCCCACCGAAAGAUAUGCAGCGUAUACGGGGACGAUGCCUUAACAAAACGUGCCGCUCAGAAAUGGUUUGCCAAAUUUCGUUCCGGAGAUACGAGUCUUGAAGAUGGACCCCGCAGCGGUCGGCCCACCGAGGUUGAUUCGAAUGAUAUCAAGGCACUGGUUGAGCAAGAGACGAAGGACUUAACCUUCGAGAAAGCCAUACAAGUGGCUACAGUGAUGGAGUUGUCUGAGAAAGAUGUACAGCAACUAUAG